Molecule: messenger RNA, 4808 nt
Organism: Nomascus leucogenys (northern white-cheeked gibbon)
Lineage: Eukaryota; Metazoa; Chordata; Mammalia; Primates; Hylobatidae
Gene: PRSS12
Product: serine protease 12
Biological process (GO): proteolysis
Cellular component (GO): membrane
Molecular function (GO): serine-type endopeptidase activity
Source: RefSeq, a predicted model, not a curated record
UCCGCUCCUUCUCUUUUCCGGUCCUUUCCGCCGGCCGGGGCUCGACUGAGCUCCAGAUUUCCCCACCCGCGGCUGCCGCCGGGGGAACAGGAGCCGAGGCGCGUCACGGCACCAGCGGCGGGAGGCGAGGUUGGGGAGUCAAGGGCGGUCCGCGCGCGGGGGCGGGAGGGGGCUGGGGGAUUCGAGGGACGCGGCAGCUCCGCCCCCGCCCCCUCCUCUUCUCCGCUCCAAGCCCGAGAAGCUGUGGAGCAUGGACCAGACCCCGCAGCGCUGGCACCAUGACGCUCGCCCGCUUCGUGCUGGCCCUGGUGUUAGGGGCGCUCCCCGAAGUGGUCGGCUUUGAUUCUGUCCUCAAUGAUUCCCUCCACCACCGCCCCCGCCAUUCGCCCCCAACGGGUCCGCACUACCCCUAUUACCUUCCCACCCAGCAGCGGCCCCCGAGGACGCGUCCGCCGCCGCCUCUCCCGCGCUUCCCGCGCCCCCCGCGGGCGCUCCCUGCCCAGCGCCCGCACGCCCUCCAGGCGGGGCACACGCCCCGGCCGCACCCCUGGGGCUGCCCCGCCGGCGAGCCAUGGGUCAGCGUGACGGACUUCGGCGCCCCGUGUCUGCGGUGGGCGGAGGUGCCACCCUUCCUGGAGCGGUCGCCCCCGGCGAACUGGGCUCAGCUGCGAGGACAGCGCCACAACUUUUGUCGGAGCCCCGACGGCGCGGGCAGACCCUGGUGUUUCUACGGAGACGCCCGUGGCAAGGUGGACUGGGGCUACUGCGACUGCAGACACGGAUCAAUACGACUCCGUGGCGGCAAAAAUGAAUUUGAAGGCACAGUGGAAGUAUAUGCGAGUGGAGUUUGGGGCACUGUCUGUAGCAGCCACUGGGAUGAUUCUGAUGCAUCAGUCAUUUGUCACCAGCUGCAGCUGGGAGGAAAAGGAAUAGCAAAACAAACCCCAUUUUCUGGACUGGGCCUUAUUCCCAUUUAUUGGAGCAAUGUCCGUUGCCGAGGAGAUGAAGAAAAUAUACUGCUUUGUGAAAAAGACAUCUGGCAGGGUGGGGUGUGUCCUCAGAAGAUGGCAGCUGCUGUCACGUGUAGCUUUUCCCAUGGCCCAACGUUCCCCAUCAUUCGCCUUGUUGGAGGCAGCAGUGUGCAUGAAGGCCGGGUGGAGCUCUACCAUGCUGGCCAGUGGGGAACCGUCUGUGAUGACCAAUGGGAUGAUGCUGAUGCAGAAGUGAUCUGCAGGCAGCUGGGCCUCAGUGGCAUUGCCAAAGCAUGGCAUCAGGCGUAUUUUGGGGAAGGGUCUGGCCCAGUUAUGUUGGAUGAAGUACGCUGCACUGGGAAUGAGCUUUCAAUUGAGCAAUGUCCAAAGAGCUCCUGGGGAGAGCAUAACUGUGGCCAUAAAGAAGAUGCUGGAGUGUCCUGUACCCCUCUAACAGAUGGGGUCAUCAGACUUGCAGGUGGGAAAGGCAGCCAUGAGGGUCGCUUGGAGGUAUAUUACAGAGGCCAGUGGGGAACUGUCUGUGAUGAUGGCUGGACUGAGCUGAAUACAUACGUGGUUUGUCGACAGUUGGGUUUUAAAUAUGGUAAACAAGCAUCUGCCAACCAUUUUGAAGAAAGCACAGGGCCCAUAUGGUUGGAUGACGUCAGCUGCUCAGGAAAGGAAACCAGAUUUCUUCAGUGUUCCAGGCGACAGUGGGGAAGGCAUGACUGCAGCCACCGCGAAGACGUUAGCAUUGCCUGCUACCCUGGCGGCGAGGGACACAGGCUCUCUCUGGGUUUUCCUGUCAGACUGAUGGAUGGAGAAAAUAAGAAAGAAGGACGAGUGGAGGUUUUUAUCAAUGGCCAGUGGGGAACAAUCUGUGAUGAUGGAUGGACUGAUAAGGAUGCAGCUGUGAUCUGUCGUCAGCUUGGCUAUAAGGGUCCUGCCAGAGCAAGAACCAUGGCUUAUUUUGGAGAAGGAAAAGGACCCAUCCAUGUGGAUAAUGUGAAGUGCACAGGAAAUGAGAGGUCCUUGGCUGACUGUAUCAAGCAAGAUAUUGGAAGACACAACUGCCGGCACAGUGAAGAUGCAGGAGUUAUUUGUGAUUAUUUUGGCAAGAAGGCCUCAGGUAACAGUAAUAAAGAGUCCCUCUCAUCUGUUUGUGGCUUGAGAUUACUGCACCGUCGGCAGAAGCGGAUCAUUGGUGGGAAAAAUUCUUUAAGGGGUGGUUGGCCUUGGCAGGUUUCUCUCCGGCUGAAAUCAUCCCAUGGAGAUGGCAGGCUCCUCUGCGGGGCUACGCUCCUGAGUAGCUGCUGGGUUCUCACAGCAGCACACUGUUUCAAGAGGUAUGGCAACAGCACUAGGAACUAUGCUAUUAGGGUUGGAGAUUAUCAUACUCUGGUACCAGAGGAGUUUGAGGAAGAAAUUGGAGUUCAACAGAUUGUGAUUCAUCGGGAGUAUCGACCCGACAGCAGUGAUUACGACAUAGCCCUGGUUAGAUUACAAGGACCAGAAGAGCAAUGUGCCAGAUUCAGCAGCCACGUUUUGCCAGCCUGUUUACCACUCUGGAGAGAGAGGCCACAGAAAACAGCAUCCAACUGUUACAUAACAGGAUGGGGUGACACAGGACGAGCCUAUUCAAGAACACUACAACAAGCAGCCAUUCCCUUACUUCCUAAGAGGUUUUGUGAAGAACGUUAUAAGGGUCGGUUUACAGGGAGAAUGCUCUGUGCUGGAAACCUCCAUGAACACAAACGCGUGGACAGCUGCCAGGGAGACAGCGGAGGACCACUCAUGUGUGAACGGCCCGGAGAGAGCUGGGUGGUGUAUGGAGUGACCUCCUGGGGGCAUGGCUGUGGAGUCAAGGAUUCUCCUGGUGUUUAUACCAAAGUCUCAGCCUUUGUACCUUGGAUAAAAAGUGUCACCAAACUGUAAUUUUUCAUGGAAACUUCAAAGCAGCAUUUAAACAAACAAAUGGAAAACUUCGAACCCCCACUAUUAGCACUCAGCAGAAAUGACAACAAAUGGCGAGAUCCAUGUUUUUGCUUUGUGUUGUGGUAAAAAAUUGUGUAUCCCCUGCUGCUUUUGAGAAAUUUGAACAUUUUCAGAAACCUCAGUGUAGUGGAAGUAAUAAUCCUUAAAUGAACAUUGUCGUCUACCCUAAUUUCACUGGAGUGACUUAUUCUAAGCCUCAUCUAUCCCUAUUUCUGAAAAUCAUUCUAUGCUGAUUUCACAAAAGAUCAUUUUUACAUUGGAAUUGAGAGCCCCUUAUAAUUGAAUCAACGGUGUCUGAAUUCGUAUUAAGUACCCGCAUUUGACAUAAAUGCGGUACCCUUUACUACACUCAUAAGAGUGGCAUAUUUAUGCUUAGAUCUUUUCAAAAGACUUGACAAGAAAUCUUCAUUCUCUGUAGCCUUUGUCAAGUGAGGAAAUCAAUGGUUAAGGAAUUCCACUAUAAACUUUUAGGCCUGAAUAGGAGUAGUAAGCCUCAAGGACAUUUGCCUGUCACAAUAUAUUCUCAAAGCGAUCUGAUAUUUGGAAACAAGUAUCCUUGUUGAGUACCAAGUGCUACAGAAACCAUAAGAUAAAAAUACUUUCUACCUACAGUGUAUAAACUAGCAAAAUUUGAAAGGAUUUCUGGUAACUAAAUGCCAGUUGGACAUACAACCUCGUUUAUCCAACACAUUAACAUACCUACUAUAUUUGCUUUUAACAAGUACCUCAUCAUAGUCCACGUUCCCCGACCUUGAUGUAAGAGUGCCAUCUACUGACACUUCCUUGUAACUGACUUAUACCUGCAGGUUUUCCCAAGACCAACCUGAUACAAUCCAAUCUUAAAACAUACUAGUCAAAAUGCUUUCCUGGCCUACACAUUGAAAAGUUCUAAUACAUACAGCAGUUAUAUGCCAGGCACUGCAUUAGGCAGCUUUGCACAUCACUGACAAUUUGCAAAAGGCCAGUAGAUCUUAUAGUAGCAGCCCUUGUUUUCAAAUGGGGGAAAACAGGCUUGCCUCAAAGUGAGACCAGUUGGUGAAACACUGAUUCCAAACUCCAGAAAAAAUGCUGGAUUUUUUCCCCAUGGUUCUCCUACCUAAAUGAUUGGUUUCCCUCUGGCUAUUUCUCUAAGAGUUAAGGGAUAGCUGCUUAACUAUGCACCUUUACAGAACAUUCUUAGCAAUAAUGCUCAAAUUUAAAAGGCACACUCAAGAUACUUCAAUGUCAUGGAUCCUUCCCCAGGUCCCAGUAGUAUAAAUAUAGGUUAGCAUGAACUUUCGGAUUGUUUUAAGUAAUCCUCUUGAAUGCCAGUCAUUAAAGGACUUUGCCCUUCUACAUCAAAUUACAUCCUUUUCACAAAUCCCCAUUUCUGUAAUAACUGGUGCAAACCUAAAGGUGCUUUAUAGUUUUACUACUUUGCAGAUUUGCGACGCUGCAUGUAAUGCAGAAGAGCAUUAAAAACCUUUGUAAAAACUCAUGAUUUUGAUAAAACUUUUAAAGCAGCGUUUAUAUGUAAAUAGAGCUACAUAUGGCACACACACUUGCACAAGGGCUUCAGAAAAACGUGCAAUAUAGGUGAGAAAAAUGUCUAUUGAAACUUUCUCACAGGCUGCUCUUAUAAUUAAACUACAGUGCUGGAGCAAGCAACAUCUAUGUUUCAAGUAGAUCAGGGACUGGCAAACCUAAAAGGCAGCAAACAGCCUGCAGUUUGCUCAAUCCUUAAGAAUACAUGGUUCAUACAACAUGCUUUUACUAUAACCAACUGUUUUAAGUAUGACUUUUGAAAGAUAAAAGUGUUCUGUGCAUAUUUGUAUAAAUAAAUACAUAAUUUUUCACCUUGUA